Molecule: messenger RNA, 2708 nt
Organism: Cyprinus carpio (common carp)
Lineage: Eukaryota; Metazoa; Chordata; Actinopteri; Cypriniformes; Cyprinidae
Product: OX-2 membrane glycoprotein
Molecular function (GO): cell-cell adhesion mediator activity
Source: RefSeq, a predicted model, not a curated record
GGCAGCUGAGUGAGUUGUGAGACGGAGCCACCAUGUGCUUGACUCGCAUAUGCAGUGUUUCAGUGAUGGGUGGAGAAAGGGCUGUUUACAGUCCAGUUGGUUCAGUGUGUUGAAGAGUGUGUUGUGCAUGUACAGCUGAGGGCAGAGGGCAUCUACACCACAGGAAGAUGGCAGCCCUUCAGUGAGAUGUUGGAAACAUCCCUAACUGACAGAAAUCAUUGUCUUAAUUUUCAUCCCACAAGACUGAGCUGGACCGUUAAAUGCCCUCUCAAUAUAAAGGGCUAAAAUGUUUGUGGUCUCCUUGCCAAGCUGUCUACAGAUCUGUGUGUCUCUGGUAAUGGUGUCCAGACUACAAGGCAGGGUUUCAGCUCCGAUGCGCGUGGAGGCCCCGGUUGAGCAGCCCUUCAUUCUGAGCUGCACGCUUGUCAAGGCCAGAGGAGAAUCGGUUCAUCAGAUCCGCUGGCUGGAUGUGCAGAACCAGACAUUAAUCACUUACCAGCCUGGUGAAAAAGACAGUGUGAGCGGACAGCAGCAUGUGGAGCUAGCUCCUUCACCACGAGAUGCCAGUGCCAUCAACAUCAAACGGGUCAGCUACAGGGAUGAGGGCUGCUACACUUGCAUCUUUGAUCUUUAUCCCAAAGGCUCAAGGGAAGGACAAACCUGCCUUACUGUCACAGCAUCGGUGAUCUCAGAGGGCAAUAAGACUGCAGUGGGUGGUAAACAAGCCUCUCUGGCCUGUCGGUACGGUCUGCCGGAGAAAGUCAAGCAGGUGCUAUGGAAGAAGAUUGUGAAUAAAGUAGAAUCCCGUGAAGUUGCAUCUUUUGCAAAGCAGAGUGACCCAGUAAUUGAAGAAGAGUUUGUGGACCGCGCGAGCCUGAGCCCUUCCCUGUCUGACACACAGCUCACGUUAUGGCCGGUCCGAGCUGAAGAUGAGGCCUGCUACACCUGUGAGUUCCACACAUAUCCAGACGGCAUGAAGAGCGCCAUAAGCUGCCUCACUAUAUUUGUCCUGCCCAAACCUCAAGUAAGCUACAAGACCACGUCUCCGGGAGUGAUCGAGGCUAACUGUACUGCCGUGGCCCGGCCACAGGCUGAAAUAGUGUGGAACGUGGAAGGGAAUAACCGGACCAUUGGUCCACCUGUGACCACCUCUGUCCAGCAGAGUGACGGGACGACUCUGGUCAUCAGCACCUUGACCAUCCAGGCUGGACUCCUGAAGGAUGUCUCUGUCAAAUGUCUUGUUCAUCAUAAAGGACUGGAGACCGCCAUUGCUGUUUCCAUGAACACUAAAAUUGGCACUGCACUCGCUAUCCUGAUCUCUGUGACUACUGUAGCAUUUCUUCUAGUCCUCUGCCUCUGUUUCUGUUUGUGGAAGUGUGUCCUCCGUAAAGAUGAGCCUGAAGAGCAUCAGGUACAGAGAAGAGGCCGAGCAGAGAGAGAGACAGACAGUUAAAUGUAGGCAUCUAAGCCUCUUCCUGUGACCUAUUUCUACUUAUUCUUCAGAUCUGACCUACUGAUAUUAGAAAUCAUUCAAGUUUUUAUUUGUUGUGUGUUUAAAUACUUGAUGUUAAAGUUACGUCUGUGCUCGGUCUCAAUCCUUUUGACUGAGGCAGAUGACAAGCUUCAGUUCUCUUUACAAUACAGAUAUGCUGAAGAUGAAAAUCUCCUGUCCCUGCUUUUCCAGCCAAAGAAACCAGUGACACGUCUUCUUUACAUGAAGAAAGAUGCUACAUUUGGAAGAAUUUGUAAAUCCAUCACUAAUAUGAAGGUUGCAAAAGGCAUUUUAUCUCGGUACAGAGGGGAGAUUAAACAUAGUCUUUGUAUGUUUUAAUACCCAUUUGAAGCCCUAAAUGUAAAAGGACAAUAAAACAUCUCAAAAUUUCUUAAUUUCUUGAAUUCUAUCUAAAAAAAAAAGUAGCUGUUCACUCAAAGAAAGUAUAGGAAAACGUCACUAUUUAAUAAUCAUUGUGAAAAAUUAAAUCUAUUGAAGAAAAAACAUUCUAUCAUAUGUUUUUGGAUUUCUGAUACUUAUAUUGUGAUCAAAUAUAUUCCUUUAUAAUUUAUAAUCUUGAUCUUGCUCUCUCCCUUCAUUUUUAAGGUGUCCAUUGAGGUAGACUGAGCACUACACAGUUGUUUUUCACUCUAGACUAGAAUUAAGCAGACUGAACUAGAGUUGUAGAGACUAACUAGAACAUUUUAGUUUAAGUUCUUCAGUCCCAGAGCAAUGGUGGGAAAAGAGCAGCUUGUCAAAGCGUUCACUAUAUCAGUGGAAAUGCAUUAUAUGCAGUCUGGUGUGGAAUUAAAUGCUGAUAGAUACUGUAUAUCAGCUGCUUUCAUCACUGGGAAAUCAUGUUGCUUUGAUUUUUGUAUUGAUGCACAUGUGCAGUCCAGUGUAAUGAUAACAACUGAUAAGUCAAAGAUUUUUUGUCCUAUGCAUGUUAAAUGAUUCGUCAUAUGAGGAUGUGAGAGCAUAGGCCACACUUGAAUGAAUUUGUUCUUUCUAUUCAGUAAAGUAUGAAAUAAAGUUGUUUUGUUUUGCUGUGCUUCAAGCUGGAAAUUGUAAAUGAUGUUGACUUGUAUACAAGUAUAUAGUGCAUUUCUGCACUAUAGAAAUGCAUUUCUAAUUUUUUUUUUUUCAUUAUUGAAUCUAUUAUAAAACAUAUCACAUUCUGUUCAAUUAAAUGACAUGGCAUGGUUUGUACAACAUG